AUGAACGAGCAUUUUCUUUACCAAGGAUCCCUUGAGGGUCACAGCGACUGGGUAACGCAGAUAGCGACAAAUGCUCGGUACCCAGAUAUCCUUCUUUCUUCCUCCAGAGGUACGUAGUCCUAUUUGCAUACGAUUCUUUAGACAAAUCGUUGAUCGUUUGGGAGCUUCAAUACCAACAAGGCAACUAUGGCGUUGCUAAACGCGCUCUUCGUGGACAUAAUCACUUUGUCAGUGACGUUGUGAUGUCUGCAGACGGCCAGUUUGCAAUUUCUGGCUCCUGGGACAAGACGCUUCGCCUGUGGAAUUUAACUACCGGUCAGACGGCGAGACAUUUCACUGGCCACACCGGGGACGUUCUCAGCGUCGCAUUCAGCGCGGACAGUCGUCAGAUUGUUUCAGGCUCUCGCGAUCGUACUGCAAAGCUUUGGAACACUCUUGGUCUCUGUAAAUACACCUUCGACACCGAAGGCCACACGGACUGGGUUUCCUGCGUUCGCUUCUCCCCUAGCGUCGACACACCACUGAUCGUCAGCUGCGGCUGGGACAAAGUAGUAAAGGUAAGUUACUCUUUAGUCCUGCUUAAGUUUCGUAGGUUUGGAAUCAGCGCAAUUGCAAACUCAGGACUGACCAUGUCGGACACACCGGCUACCUGAACACCGUUACUAUCUCCCCUGAUGGUACACUGUGUGCUAGCGGUGGCAAGGAUGAGCAUGCAAUGCUCUGGGACCUUGCGGCUAGGAAAUACUUGUAUACCUUGCCGAGCGGCUCGAUCAUCAACUCGCUAUGUUUCUCCCCAACGCGGUACUGGUUGUGUGCUGCCACUGGACCGUAUAUCAAGAUCUGGAAUCUUGAGGACAAGAUUCUGGUCACCAAACUACAGGUCGAGACUUUCACUAACGCCGAUGGCAUAAAGAAGGCCAAGGCUCCCGAGUGCACUUGUCUGGCAUGGUCUGCUGAUGGUCAAACCCUCUUCGCUGGUUACACGGACAACCGUAUCCAUGUCUGGCAAUUUACCCAAACUGCAAACUGA
Messenger RNA from Spirometra erinaceieuropaei, 1030 nucleotides. The record is from the annotation of a GenBank genome assembly. Lineage: Eukaryota; Metazoa; Platyhelminthes; Cestoda; Diphyllobothriidea; Diphyllobothriidae.